Molecule: messenger RNA, 258 nt
Organism: Lathyrus sativus (Indian pea)
Lineage: Eukaryota; Viridiplantae; Streptophyta; Magnoliopsida; Fabales; Fabaceae
Source: the annotation of a GenBank genome assembly
AUGGAUUGGGAUCUAUGGAGUUCAUCUUCUGAUAUAGUUUCCUAUGAUGGUGAUUACUCCGAGAUUCUCAAGUGUCACUGUGAUUACUUUGGCUGUGGCGGUGGCUGUGAUGUGAUUGAAGAAGGUGCCUUGAAUGCAGAAUCCUGUGUUCAGGUUUUGAGAAUUUUGAUCACCAAAGCGGAUACUGAAAUCGAUGAACUGGAAAAGGAUCUUUUGUGCCUUCAGAAUGAAUUGGCUUGGACUGAGAAUCAAAACUAG